Messenger RNA from Babjeviella inositovora NRRL Y-12698, 1703 nucleotides. RefSeq names its product acyl-CoA thioesterase. Bases 450 to 1433 code for a protein of 327 amino acids. Gene Ontology annotation, biological process: fatty acid catabolic process; acyl-CoA metabolic process. Gene Ontology annotation, molecular function: fatty acyl-CoA hydrolase activity. The record is from RefSeq and is a predicted model, not a curated record. NCBI's taxonomy places the organism in Eukaryota, Fungi, Ascomycota, Pichiomycetes, Serinales. Gene Ontology annotation, cellular component: peroxisomal matrix. The transcript has a single exon.
GCCGAAUCAAGCAUCAGACUGCCGCUAUUUUCCAAGUUAGGUCAACUAAUCAGAGCUAGAUGACACUGAAAGCGUUGGGAACGAUAUUCCCAUCUUUCAAUAUAUGCUGUCUUGAAAUUGUUAUCCGAGAUUGGCACAGUACAGCCAUGUAUAAACUGGUACGCCGCAAGCCCAUUUACAGUGCAUCCCGCUAAAUUUAAAACAACUGAGCAUAUAUCCUUGAUGACGACUUCGUAGAAACAUUUCCCCACUUGUGGCACGUGAAACUCCCCAGCAUAACGUUGACGAAUGUUUGUAAUCCGCUUAUCGGCCGAACGGAAUUCGGGAUCUACUUUUUCUCCCCACACUCUGCCGAACCGAUGCCAGCGCGAUAGAGUCGUAUAAGUACAGGAAUUGCAACACUGGCCGCUUCUUCCCACCACUCACAAACAGCACCAGAAUACUAUAGAAUGUCCAGAAUAUCAGGGUUAGAAAAGAUUUUGUCGGUGGUUAAAAGACACAAUACGGAAAGGGCCACGGUUGCAUUGAGAAACGAGGGUGAGAUGUGGGUGCCGCUCGGGGCGAGAGGUGUUUUUGGCGGUGUUUUUGUGGGCCAGGCGAUCGCUGCCGCUAUGGAAAGUGUUCCGGACGCCGAUAGGGGCAACUUCAGACCGCACAGUUUCCAUGCCUACUUCGUGAAAGCGGGAAAAUCCGGGCUCCCGGUGGACUACAAGGUCACCUCGAUCAGAGACGGCAGAAACUACUUAGCGAGGGAGGUUAAGGCGAUGCAAUUGGGUGAAGUCACCUUCACUGCCAGUGUUUCCUUGUCUAGAAUGAAGGAUGCAGCUGUCAAGUACAACAAAGUGGCGUACCAGAAGCCGUUUCCUGCCUACUGUAAACCCCCAGAGGAGUGUUUGACCAUCACUGACGCGUUCAUGCAGUCGCCGGAGUUGAGAAGAAAGAUACCGGACGAGAAAAGCGUGCGCGAAAUCGCAAAUAGCUACUUGGAUAGUGGCCCGGAGUGGCGAUUCCCGCAAGAUGCCUUCAACUCCACGGUUCCGUUGGCCAGAGAUGGCGGCGACCCGUCCAGCAGAUCCUUCUACUUUUGGAUCAAGUCUAAGGAGAACCUCGUGGAUAAACUCAACUCCUUCGCCGCCUUGGGCUACAUGUCAGACUCCUUCUUCUUGAUGGGCUUCCAGCGUUUGCUCGGUCACGCACCAUUCACUGCCGAAUUCACCGUGUCGUUGGACCACGCAUUGUAUAUACAUAGCGACAAGGUCGAUGCCGACGACUGGCUUUUGUACCACAUUACCACCUCCCGAUACCAAGACACCAGAGCCUUGAUGCAUGGGGAAAUCUACACUAGAGAGGGUGAAUGUGUCGCGUCUGUGGUUCAAGAAGGGCUUGUGAUGCCAGACAUCGACUACGCAGAGACCCGUGACUCGAAGUUGUAGUUAUACUUUUAAACCUAGAAAGUCCUAUCCCUUGGUGUGUGCUAAUUAUUUAUAUUGAAAGAUCGCUAUUGCAUGCUGAGUUCAAACCGGUAAUAUCAUCUCGUCUUAAUGUGCUAUCUGCGUUGCCAAGCGCUAUACGUAUAGCACCUGUAACGAUGGUUCAACUAGUCGCCCUGCCCUAGACAAUGGAUGUUUCUCUAAGGGGCCAUGGAAGCCUUUACUCAACCAGAGGGCUAUUUGUAUCUUUUCUUGCUAAUGUUGUGAGCUUUU